Molecule: messenger RNA, 4941 nt
Organism: Tremella mesenterica DSM 1558
Lineage: Eukaryota; Fungi; Basidiomycota; Tremellomycetes; Tremellales; Tremellaceae
Exons: 5
Coding region: 1-4941 (1646 amino acids)
Biological process (GO): phospholipid translocation
Cellular component (GO): plasma membrane
Molecular function (GO): ATP binding; magnesium ion binding; ATP hydrolysis activity
Source: RefSeq, a predicted model, not a curated record
AUGACUACCACAACCUCUUACCCACCUUCAAGUCAAUUCGAACCUUCAUCAUCUACCAGUAAUCUCAGAGAGUUACUAGAUGCGGAAGAAGAACAAGAUGUUUUCGACCCCUCUUCCAUCGAUCCAGCUUUACGUCUUCGAACAGUUCGUACGGCCCAUUCUGUCUUAGCUGAGAGUAUACGUUCCGAAGCUAUGGCAGAUCAAAGAAAAAGGAAAAGAAGAUUAUUUUCUGGAAUCAAAAGAAAAGCUUCUACUAUGGGAAGUAAAAAACGACCCGUUUCUGAAAUCCCAUCAACUCGUUCUGUCAGUGGGAAAAGUUCAAAAGAAAGGUCCUCAACAAUUAACGAUUUCGGAACUAGUACUUCUACCACACCAUUAAAUCCUAUAAAAGAAGAAUCAAAUCAUACCAAAACGAAUGUUAUCAAUUCUUUAAAAGAAAGAAAACAUAAAAUACCACAAAGAAGAACGGUUUAUGUCAAUUUACCACUUCCACAACAUUUAGUCAAUUCUAUAGGAGAUCCUAUAAUUCGUUAUGUUAGAAAUAAAGUUAGGACUUCGAAAUAUACAAUUGUCACUUUUCUUCCUAAAAAUUUAUUUGAACAAUUUCGAAGAGUUGCCAAUAUCUAUUUCCUCACUUUGGUCAUUUUACAAUUAUUCUCCAUCUUUGGAGCUCCCAAUGCGCAAAUAGGAAUGUUACCUUUGAUUUUCAUUUUGAGUAUCACAGCUAUCAAAGAUGGGAUAGAAGAUUGGCGUAGGUCUAGAUUAGAUGAUGAAGUGAAUAAUUCAGCUACUACAAAACUCGGAGGAUGGAGGAAUGUCAAUCAACCUAGAGAUCCUAGAUCGUUUUUGGAAAGAAUAUUAGGUAUCGGGACUGCACCUGGAAAAGCAAGUAAAGGUGUAAGGAAAUUAAGAGAUACAGAGGCUAAAGCUGGUCAACAGAUAAUAAUGGAUCAAAUCAAGAAUAUUGAUGAAGAAGAAGAAUUAUCAAAUGUCACCGUGAUGGAUAAAGGAACAAUACCGUUGGAUAAUAUAACACCUUCUCAGAUAUCACUUUCAUCAAAUAUGACCGACCCUCCAGAUUAUUCCUUAGGAAGAUUGAUAAAAACUCAAUCCGUACCCAGUAUGAUGUCAAGGAGAAGUGGAGGAGUGAUCGAUUGGUCUUUCCCAGGAUCAGGUUCAGCACAAUGGGAAAGAACAUUAUGGAAAAAACUAGAAGUUGGCGAUUUAGUUUUAUUGAGGGAUAACGAACAAGUUCCAGCGGAUAUAAUCGUUUUAUCAACUUCAAAUCCUGAUGAUUUAUGUUUCGUCGAAACUAAAAAUCUUGACGGAGAAACGAAUCUGAAAGUACGUAAAGCUUUGAAAGCCACGGCGAGGAUCAACUCCGAAGAAGAUUUAGAACAUGCUAGAUUUAUCAUUGAGAGUGAACCUCCUCAUGCCAAUUUAUACAAUUACAAUGGCGUUCUUCGAUAUACUCCUGUCAACGAAGGAAAAGAAGGAGGAGUGAGGAGUGAGGCGGUAACUAUUAAUGAAAUGUUAUUGAGAGGAUGUUCUUUGAGAAAUACGAAAUGGAUCAUUGGGAUGGUUAUUUUUACAGGAGCGGACACGAAGAUUAUGUUGAAUGGUGGAGAGACACCUUCCAAACGGAGUAAAAUCGAGAAAGAAACAAGCGGUUACUACGCCUCCUUCGAUCAAAGCUCAGCUAAAUACUAUGAAAUCGGUGCUGAACCUUCUGACAAUAUCUACUUGGACGCACUUGUCAUCUUUUUCUCGUGUCUCAUAGUCUUUCAAAAUAUCGUUCCCAUUUCUCUAUACAUCACCAUCGAAGUCGUCAAGACCAUUCAAGCUUAUUUCAUUUAUCAAGAUGUCGACAUGUAUUACGCAGCAUACGAUACUCCCUGCGUUCCUAAAACAUGGAAUAUCUCAGAUGACUUGGGACAGAUCGAAUACGUUUUCUCGGAUAAGACCGGAACUCUCACUCAAAACAUUAUGGAAUUCAAGAAAUGUUCUAUACGAGGUAUCACGUUUGGAGAAGGUAUGACGGAAGCCAUGUUAGGUGCUGCAAAACGUACCGGAGAGAAUAUCACCGAAGCUAUGGAAGAUCAAGAACCAAUGUUGACCGCUGCGAAAGAAAAAAUGGUACGCAUAAUGAAAAGCUCGAUACAUAAUCGAUAUCUUCGUGAAGACAAAUUAACUUUAAUCUCCCCCGAUAUGGCAUCCAGUCUUUCAAAUCCUUCUGAUCCACUUCGACCUCAUCUCAUUGCUUUUUGGCGCGCUUUGGCUAUAUGUCACACGGUAUUAUCCGACGCUCCUGAUCCUGAUAAACCCACCAUAAUCGAUUACAAAGCUGAAUCACCCGAUGAAGCUGCUCUAGUGGGAGCAGCCAGAGAUGUCGGUUUCCCUUUUGUCAAUCGUAAUCCUAAUCGAAUCGAUAUCGAAGUUCUUGGUCAUAUUGAAAAAUGGACACCUUUAAGAGUAUUAGAAUUCAAUAGUAGUCGAAAACGGAUGAGUGUCAUUGUGCGAGAUCCUCAAAAUCGUAUUGUUCUCUUCACCAAAGGAGCCGAUAGUGUUAUAUUCCAACGACUUGCUGCAGAUCAUGAUGAAAGAUUGAAAAGCGAAACUCUCCGAGAUUUAGAGACCUUCGCCAAUGGUGGAUUAAGAACUUUAUUAGUAGCACAACGAUAUUUGGACGAAAACGAAUUCAACGAAUGGGCGGAAACGUACGAUACAGCAUGUGCAUCAGUAGAAGAUCGUGAUUCUGAAAUCGAUAAAGCAUGUGAAUUAAUCGAACAUUCUCUCACUAUAUUAGGAGCGACAGCAUUAGAAGAUAAAUUACAAGAAGGUGUACCUGAUGCUAUUGCGACACUUCAUCAAGCAGGUAUAAAACUUUGGAUCUUAACAGGUGAUAAAUUACAAACCGCAAUCGAAAUUGGUUAUUCUUGUAACCUCUUAACGAACGAUAUGGAAGUCAUGAUCAUUUCAGCGGAUUCUGAACCUGGUGCAAGGAUGCAAAUCGAAGCUGGUUUAAAUAAAAUAGCUUCAAUGAUACCACCUUUAUCCGCAAACCCUUCUCAUAUUUCCAAAAAUCGAAAUCGACAAAAAAUGGAUUUAACAGGAAAUUUCGCAGUUGUUAUCGAUGGUGAUUCUCUCAGAUUCGCUUUACAUGAAAGUUUAAAGAAACUUUUCUUAGAACUUUGUAAACAAUGUGCUGCUGUUAUUUGUUGUAGAGUUUCACCUAGUCAAAAAGCUUUAACUGUAAGAUUGGUAAAAGAAGGUUGUAAAGCUAUGACUUUAUCAAUUGGAGAUGGUGCGAAUGAUGUCGCUAUGAUUCAAGAAGCUAAUAUAGGUGUUGGAUUAUUCGGUUUGGAAGGUUCUCAAGCUGCAAUGUCUGCGGAUUACGCUUUUGGUCAAUUUAGGUUUUUAACUAAAUUAUUGUUGGUUCAUGGGAGAUGGUCUUAUGUUCGGAUUGCCGAUAUGCACGCGAACUUCUUCUACAAAAACAUCAUCUGGACUCUGGCAAUGUUCUGGUAUCAACUCUUCUGCGGAUUCGACGGUACCUACGUAUUCGAUUACACCAUUCUUUUACUCUACAACACAGUCUUCACUUCUCUUCCCGUAGGUAUCAUGGGAGCUUUUGAUCAAGAUACAAACGCCAUCGCAUCAUUAGCUUUUCCUCAACUUUACAAACGUGGUAUUCAAAGUUUAGAAUAUACUCGAACUCGAUUUUGGCUUUAUAUGUUGGACGGAUUAUAUCAAUCAGCCGUCAUUUUCUUUUUACCUUAUCUCGUAACUUAUACCGGUAUUUCAUAUUCUUCUUCUGGUCGUGAUACUUUAUCUCUAUCUAGUUUAGGUGCGACGAUAUCAGCUUGUGGUGUUUUAGCUGCCAACAUGUACGUUGGUAUAAAUACAAGAUAUUGGACCAUCAUAAUGUUUAUCGUUUAUAUAGGAUCAACAUUACUUCUUUAUAUCUUUUUACCCAUUUAUAGCGUCAUAACAGAUAUUCCAUUCGCUGGAACUGUCGAAAUAGUUUAUUCGACAUUUACAUUUUGGGCAACGGUUAUAUUCACAGUUUUCGUUGCUGUUGGUCCUAGAUGGUUAAUCAGAUCAAUCCGACAAUCUUAUUAUCCAUUAGAUAAAGAUAUAGUAAGAGAAGCUUGGAUAAAAGGAGAUUUAAAAAGACAAUUAGGAUUAAAAAGACGUAGAGAUAAAAACCGACCUGAAACGAAAACGAAAACGAAAAUCGAUUCAAACACAAAUACAAAUACGAUAAUAGGGACGGUUUUAAAACGUACUUUUAGUGGUGAUUCUCCAAGAGGUUCAUAUCAACCUGCAAAUCUUUCUUCACCUCAACGUGAUUAUCCACCUAGAUCUCCUUUAUUUUCAGGAUCAGAAAGAAAUCCAUUUUCUUAUCCACCUUCACCUUCAAAUCCAAAUUUCAAUUCUCAGACUUCUCCCACAUAUCACAAUCAAUCAAAUCCUUUAGAAAAUGAUAAUCAUACAACAAACGAUUCAUUCCAUCUUUCACAACCUACAGUCCCACCACCUUUUUCAAAAGAAGAACAAACACCUAUCACAACAGAUGGAUUAAGACCGGUGGAAACUCCUUUAUCUCAAAUUUCUUAUACUUCACCAUCGGCGAUAGAUACUUUUAAUCUAGCUUCAGCGGAGAUAGAUAGAAUGUCUAGGAAUUCAAUGGAUUUACAAAGAAUGUCAAGUUCCAUGAUGGAGAUUGAAAGAUCACAAUCUCCUCAAAAACAUUUAUCACCCAGUGCGAGAAGUUCUUUAGGUUUUGAUAGUACUUCAGUUAGGAGAAGGUCUGUUCCUUUAUCAGGUGGAUUAUCACCUGUUAGAGGAAGUUUUGAUGAUAGACAUUUGAAAUCAAGUGAGGGGGAUGUCUUCAGUGCGAAGGAAGAAGAAGAUGGAUAUAUGGGGAUGGCAGUGUGA